Messenger RNA from Perognathus longimembris pacificus (Pacific pocket mouse), 2374 nucleotides. RefSeq names its product homeobox C8 (gene Hoxc8). Bases 444 to 1172 code for a protein of 242 amino acids. Gene Ontology annotation, cellular component: nucleus. The record is from RefSeq and is a predicted model, not a curated record. NCBI's taxonomy places the organism in Eukaryota, Metazoa, Chordata, Mammalia, Rodentia, Heteromyidae. The transcript is spliced from 2 exons. Gene Ontology annotation, molecular function: DNA-binding transcription factor activity, RNA polymerase II-specific; RNA polymerase II transcription regulatory region sequence-specific DNA binding. Gene Ontology annotation, biological process: regulation of transcription by RNA polymerase II.
UCUCUCUCUCUCUCUCUCUCUCUCUCUCUCUCUCUCUCUCUCUCUCUCUCUCUCUCUCGCCUGUCUUCAUGUCGUGGAUUGAUGAACGCGAAUCGCGUGUAAGCGCCGCCACCGCCGGGAGUCUGAGGAAUUCGCCUGGGCUGUUAAAGGAAAGAGCUAAGUGAGGGAGCGCGAGCUCUACCUACCGACAGUGAAGAGCGCCGCCGCCACCACCGCCACCGCCACCACCACCGCCGCCGCCCGCGCCCCAGACCCCGGGAGCUCGCCAUCCAGGCGCCCCCCUACCUGCCCAGCCCCCCUCAACCCAGCCCAAUCCGGUGGGGGGAGGGAAGGACAGAACCAGCCCGGUUUUGGGGGGUUCGAUCCCAGGGGGGGAGGGGAGUUCCAAGGGGGUACCGGGAUCCAGAGGGGAGGGGGCCCGCAGGGGUUUUCAUGUACCCAGCAUGAGCUCCUACUUCGUCAACCCCCUGUUUUCCAAAUACAAAGGCGGCGAGUCCCUGGAACCGGCCUAUUACGACUGCCGGUUCCCCCAGAGCGUGGGCAGGAGCCAUGCGCUGGUGUACGGGCCCGGCGGCUCGGCGCCCGGCUUCCAGCACGCCUCGCACCACGUCCAAGACUUCUUCCAUCACGGCACCUCCGGCAUCUCCAACUCGGGCUACCAGCAGAACCCGUGCUCGCUGAGCUGCCACGGAGACGCCUCCAAAUUCUAUGGCUACGAGGCGCUCCCCAGACAGUCCCUUUAUGGGGCUCAGCAAGAGGCGAGCGUGGUGCAAUAUCCCGAUUGUAAAUCCUCCGCCAACACUAACAGUAGCGAAGGACAAGGCCACUUAAAUCAAAACUCGUCUCCCAGCCUCAUGUUUCCAUGGAUGAGACCCCACGCUCCGGGGCGGCGCAGUGGACGGCAAACUUACAGCCGGUAUCAGACCUUGGAACUAGAAAAGGAGUUUCUCUUUAAUCCUUAUUUGACACGAAAGCGCCGAAUCGAAGUCUCUCAUGCUCUGGGACUGACAGAGAGACAAGUGAAGAUCUGGUUCCAGAACCGAAGGAUGAAGUGGAAAAAGGAGAACAACAAAGAUAAACUGCCUGGGGCCCGAGAUGAGGAGAAGGUAGAGGAAGAAGGAAAUGAGGAAGAGGAGAAAGAAGAAGAGGAAAAGGAAGAAAACAAGGACUAAGCAAGAAGAGAGAGAGAACCCCCCCCCUUAGCAACUCCCUUGAAGUUUCGUUUUAUGGUAGCAGAUAAAUUGAGAAGUUACGACUGUCAUUUGCUUUUAUAGGGAAUAGAAUGACACUCACAACUCUAACUACCUGUCAGAUACUUGCAGCUAUGGUUUUAUUACCUUUGGACUUCUCCCGCUCUUUAAUUUGUUUGGGGGCUGGAGGGAGGGGAGACUGAGACACAGCAAAAAGUUCUGUGUCUCUCCACUCCAUGUCCCAACACACAUGCCUGUUCUACUAGCACCUUCUGAGUCUUCCUGGAUUUUAAGGUCAGAGCCCAGGCCUCCUGACCCCCUCGCCCUGCUCCUUCUCACCAUAUUCUUACCCCCCUGCCUGUCUGGUAUUUAUUUUAUAGAGAGCCCCCCCCCAAGGCAGAAGAGGACUUCUGGCUUUUGUUUAUAUGCUAGAAUUAGUAUGCUAGGUUUUUCUUUGAAAAGGAAAAAAUAAAAUGUGGAAAGGAGGGAAAGGAAAAAGAAUAUUUUAAGAAUUAAAGAAAAGGUAGCAAGAAGAUCCUCUCCCCCAUGGCUCCCUGCUUUGAAAACCCUCUUGACUUUCUCCAGGAAACUGAACAAAUCCUGAAGACGGUGGGUCUCUCUCCCCUCCCCUUCCUAGAGGGUCAAGAGGGGCCUACAGUCAUCUCUAUAAUCUACCUAGCCAUCCAUAGUCAUUCGGGCCCAUGCCUUCCUUGCCUUUGCUGUUGGAUUUCUGUUCUUUUGGGCCCUGCUUUCUUCUGAGCUGCAUUAGUGUUUGCACUCAGAAAUCACCAUAAUCAUGAAAAUAAUAAUAAUAAUAAAACUGAUAAUAAAUCUUUAACAUACUACCUAAAGGGAACCUGCAAUAAUCUUGAAAAAGAAGCAGAAAAAAAAAAACAAAAAAAUCCUACCAUAGGAGAAAAAAAAACAGAAAAAAUAAAAUGAAUUAAAAAAAAGAAACCUCUGAUGUAUUUUAUCACUACCUAUAGAAAAAACCCUGCUUUGAGAGUAUUCGUAAUGCGGUUUUGUUGUCGUUUGUUGCUGCUUAUUUCACUAAGAAAAAAACCCAACAACUGAGACUGCCUAGCUCGCCGGUCCUGUGCGCUUUAUUGUGCUUCUAACCCCAGUAGAGUAGAACUAAAUUGCACUGAAUGUAUAGUUAACUCUGUCUUGAAUUCUCUGUUUAU